This is a messenger RNA of Suricata suricatta (meerkat), 4377 nucleotides long. It is a transcript of the gene CPSF2, whose product is annotated as cleavage and polyadenylation specific factor 2. The record is from RefSeq and is a predicted model, not a curated record. Gene Ontology annotation, molecular function: RNA binding. Lineage: Eukaryota; Metazoa; Chordata; Mammalia; Carnivora; Herpestidae. Gene Ontology annotation, biological process: mRNA 3'-end processing by stem-loop binding and cleavage. The transcript is spliced from 16 exons. Bases 144 to 2492 code for a protein of 782 amino acids. Gene Ontology annotation, cellular component: mRNA cleavage and polyadenylation specificity factor complex.
GAUAGUCUCUGACAGCUGCAUAGAGGUUCAGCCUGGACUAGGAAAACUAGAUUUAUGAAGAACGCUUCCCGUGAAUUCAUGGUGUUUCAUCCUAUAUACGACUGAGGUACCAAACUUGUUGGAUUGUUGUUUUGGGACCAAAAAUGACAUCUAUCAUCAAACUAACUACCCUCUCGGGGGUUCAGGAAGAGUCUGCUCUCUGCUAUCUCCUGCAAGUUGACGAGUUUCGGUUUCUCCUGGACUGUGGCUGGGAUGAGCACUUUUCUUUGGAUAUUAUAGACUCCCUGAGGAAGCAUGUUCACCAGAUCGACGCGGUGCUGCUGUCGCACCCUGACCCUCUGCAUCUCGGCGCCCUCCCGUACGCCGUCGGGAAGCUGGGGCUGAACUGCGCCAUCUACGCGACCAUUCCUGUCUACAAGAUGGGACAGAUGUUCAUGUACGAUCUUUAUCAGUCUCGACACAAUACAGAAGACUUUACGCUCUUCACGUUAGAUGACGUGGAUGCAGCCUUUGACAAAAUACAGCAGUUAAAAUUCUCUCAGAUAGUGAAUUUGAAAGGUAAAGGACAUGGCUUGUCCAUCACACCUCUGCCUGCUGGUCAUAUGAUAGGUGGAACAAUAUGGAAAAUCGUCAAAGAUGGAGAAGAAGAAAUUGUCUAUGCAGUUGACUUUAACCACAAGAGGGAGAUCCACUUAAAUGGAUGUUCCCUGGAAAUGCUAAGCAGACCCUCCCUGCUUAUCACAGAUUCAUUUAAUGCUACGUAUGUGCAGCCUCGGAGAAAACAGAGAGACGAGCAACUUCUGACAAAUGUCCUGGAGACACUUCGAGGCGAUGGAAAUGUGUUAAUAGCAGUGGACACUGCAGGCAGAGUUUUGGAACUUGCGCAACUCCUUGAUCAGAUCUGGAGAACUAAAGAUGCGGGGCUAGGGGUCUACUCGCUGGCACUCCUCAAUAACGUCAGCUACAACGUGGUGGAGUUUUCUAAGUCCCAGGUAGAAUGGAUGAGUGACAAGUUGAUGAGAUGUUUUGAAGACAAAAGAAAUAAUCCAUUUCAGUUCCGCCACCUCUCUCUGUGCCACGGCCUCUCUGACCUGGCCCGGGUACCAAGCCCUAAAGUGGUGCUUGCCAGCCAGCCCGACCUGGAAUGUGGAUUCUCGAGGGAUCUCUUUAUUCAGUGGUGUCAGGACCCUAAAAACUCCAUCAUUCUAACCUACAGAACUACUCCCGGGACGUUAGCACGGUUCCUAAUUGAUAAUCCUUCUGAAAAAAUUACAGAAAUAGAGUUGAGGAAGCGUGUGAAGCUUGAAGGGAAAGAACUUGAAGAAUACUUGGAAAAAGAGAAACUGAAGAAAGAAGCUGCGAAAAAACUUGAGCAGUCGAAAGAGGCAGACAUAGACUCCAGUGACGAGAGUGACGUGGAGGAGGACAUUGACCAGCCCUCUGCUCACAAGACCAAGCAUGACCUGAUGAUGAAAGGUGAAGGGAGUCGUAAAGGAAGUUUCUUCAAACAGGCUAAGAAGUCUUAUCCUAUGUUUCCUGCCCCAGAAGAAAGAAUUAAAUGGGAUGAAUAUGGAGAAAUUAUCAAACCAGAGGAUUUCUUAGUGCCAGAACUUCAAGCAACUGAAGAAGAGAAAAGCAAAUUAGAAUCUGGCUUGACAAAUGGGGACGAACCCAUGGAUCAGGAUCUGUCUGAUGUCCCCACUAAGUGUGUUUCCACCACAGAGUCUGUUGAAAUAAAAGCUAGGGUCACGUACAUAGACUAUGAAGGCCGCUCUGAUGGGGACUCCAUUAAGAAGAUCAUCAAUCAGAUGAAACCACGACAGUUGGUCAUCGUCCACGGGCCGCCGGAGGCCAGUCAGGACCUCGCCGAGUGCUGCCGUGCGUUUGGUGGGAAAGAUAUCAAGGUGUACGUGCCAAAGCUACACGAGACCGUCGACGCCACUAGUGAGACUCACAUCUACCAGGUGAGACUGAAAGACUCGCUGGUCAGCUCCCUUCAGUUCUGUAAAGCAAAAGAUGCCGAGCUAGCUUGGAUAGAUGGAGUCCUAGACAUGAGGGUGUCCAAAGUGGACACAGGCGUGAUCCUAGAGGAAGGGGAGCUGAAGGACGACGGAGAGGACUCAGAAAUGCCAGUGGACGCGCCUUCAGACCCCAGCGCCCUGGCGCAGCAGAAGGCCAUGAAGAGCCUGUUUGGGGAUGACGAAAAGGAAACGGGGGAAGAAAGUGAGAUCAUCCCGACUUUGGAGCCCUUACCCCCCCACGAGGUUCCUGGACAUCAGUCAGUUUUUAUGAAUGAACCGAGACUGUCAGACUUCAAACAAGUUCUUUUACGGGAGGGGAUUCAAGCUGAAUUUGUAGGGGGCGUACUUGUUUGCAACAAUCAAGUAGCAGUCCGCAGGACGGAAACUGGCCGCAUUGGAUUAGAAGGCUGCCUUUGUCAGGAUUUUUAUCGGAUAAGAGACCUUUUGUAUGAACAGUAUGCCAUUGUGUAAAGGACGGGAUGUCAAGAAGUAUCUGCCUGACCUUUCUAAGAAAAAUGGGUUCUUAUCCUAAGCUUUUGCUUUAUUUGUUUUGUAACAUACAAAAAAGAAUCGCCAGAAAAAUCUAACAUGCAUUCGAUUUUUUAAAAAUGUAAAUAGAGUCCGUUUCGCUGAUGCUCAAAUGAGCAUUCUACCUUUGGACUUUCAGAAUGACAGAGGCUCUGACAAGUGUGCAGGCCGGAGUGCUGAAGAUUAGUGGUUUCCUCGACAGAUGCCUCACUCUAGAAGGGCUUUUACUUGGAUAAGACAGUGCAGCUUAGCAAACCAGCUCAUGGCCUUAGAGAAACAUGUUUGCAUGAGCUCUUGCAAACGGUUUCUUACGCAUUCUGGAUUGAAAAGUGAGAAUUAUUUAGAAAAGAUGUGUGCUAUAUAAAAAAAACGGAUGAAACCGUUUUUUUGAGGCCUGUGUGUUUAAAAAACAAAAAACAAAGCGUGUGCUCAGACUCGUAGGAAUUCUGAUAUGCAGUUGGGACGUGUCUUCUUUCCCUCGCCUGCAUUUCCCGGGCAUUCACUCUAGUGUGAGCUGGUACACAUUUGGGUCAGAAAUCAAGUUCUAUUUCUCCCAUUUCCUGUUUUAUCAGGAUUUUGUUGUUCAGUCUGAAUGAUAACACCACCAUUUGAAUAUACACAGUGCAAAAGAACUCCUUGAUGCAUACAUUUAGAAACAUCUUAGCUCUCAGCAAGGUUACUUUAUUGGAAACUGUUGCGUGUCUGUUUUUAAGGAAACAAAUGCUGAACCUAUUUUUAUAAGGUAAGAGUAUAAUUCAAUCAAAAGUGUGAAUGUUUUCAUCCCUUAGGCUUGCUCACUCCUAGGGAUCCUGAAGCGGUGGCUGCAUUUUAUGUACCUGGCUACAGAAAUAAUACUGAAGUUGGAUGAGGUCCUCCUGCGUUCCUGUCUGUGUUCGGGCUAGCAGCCCUGGCAUAGUAAAAACCACUUACUGUGUGUUUAAGAGUAAAAGAUGAAUAUAUGCAAUUCUCGUUGAACUUGAAAAUGAAAAUCGUGUUGCCCCAUUGUAAUCUGUUGAUGCUUUUUCAGUGUGUGACUUGAUCACGGCAGUCCGUGAGCUUUAUUUCCUGAGUCAUUUAAGCCCUCCUCUUCAUACUUAGCGGUUUUAGAAGGAUCAUUCUUGUUUAACUUCUGUGGAUCUAUGUAUAGUACCUGCCAGGGAUACCAGACUAGAAUUAUAAUUUCAUUCAAAGCUUACAAAGAAUUUAUUGUGGGUUAUAGUGCUAAAUGCAAAGUUACAGUUUUCUGAUACUGAAAACCAGAUACGCAAAACAACAUUAUAGAAGAUGAUGGCGAAGAGUAUGUUUUCUUUGUAGAGCUUUGAAAAAAACUUCCCUUAAAUUCUUGUCACUGAAGAGAGGGAUCCUAGAAUCCUGUUUCUAUUCCAGGGGAAAGAAAGUCUGCAUUUGUUACAGUGCUUGAAGCAUCUGGUUAUACAUAUUACGUUGCAAUCCCGAUAUUGAAAACUGGUUUCUUGUUUAGCCUUUUUAUUGUCCUCUGAACAGGAAUGAAAUCUUCAAGUACUGCUUGAAGAUGGCUGUGCUAGCUACUGUUAGUGCAAGAGCAGGACUUUGACCUCUUCCUAGAUGACAGUAUGACUGAACUUUCUAGAAUGAAGACAUUUGUUUAACCUUGGUUACUUAAGAAAAGUAUAAAUGUCAACAAGGACUAUAGAUAAAUCAUGAACUCAGAGGAACUUUCAGAACUUUGUUUAAAGGCAAAAUAAGUGGAAGUGGACCUUCAGCUGAUAUGUAUAAAUAACUGUGUUAAAAAGAAAUUUUAGUGUCCUGUUUGUUACAAUGAGAUUAUAAAUGUCAAGUUUCAGUACAA